GAUCGAUAACCGCCGAAGAAGGUUACGUUGUUUACCUCCCGUCUAGUUUCGAAAAGUGGAUCGUUUCGUCCCGAACCCCGUUUAAAUUUUACAUUUAAAAUUUAAAUAAAUUUUAAAAUAACCCCUGUGUGAAGUCUUCCGGGCGAGGAUGGAAGACCAAGUCUGCCCGAGAUGCAGGACGACAAAGUACAGAAACCCGAGCCUCAAGCUCAUGGUGAACGUGUGCGGACACUCGUUGUGCGAAAGCUGCGUGGACCUGUUGUUUCUGAAAGGAUCUGGAUCUUGUCCCGAGUGCCAGGUGCCGUUGAGAAGGAGCAAUUUCAGGGUGCAGCUCUUUGAAGACCCGAACGUCGAGAAGGAAGUUGACAUAAGGAAGAAGGUUCUGAGAGACUACAACAAGAAAGAGGAGGAUUUCGCAACCCUCGAAGAGUACAACGACUACCUUGAGGAAGUCGAGGACAUCAUAUACAAUCUGACCAAUGGUAUAAACACAGCAGAGGUGCAGAAGAAAAUAGACCAAUACAAAAGGGAGAACAGAGAUAUCAUAUUGAAGAACAAAAUGAAAAUCGGGAGAGGGGAGCUUGAACUGGAAGAGCUGCUGGAAGUCGAAAAGCAGAUGAGCCAGUCGAGAAAGUUCGACGUUUUAAAAGAAGAGAUGGAGACUAAAAGAAAAAAGCUCAGAGCUAAAGAAGCUCUGAUAGAUGAGCUUAUGUUCUCGCACGAAGAUGCUAAAGACAUAAUCAAGACGUUUCAAAAUGGUCUGGAAGAAGAGUUCAAAGAGAACCCGGCUAUUCCGGAGAAGGCGAGCCACUUUUCAACAGGUAUCAAAUUCACAAAGGGCCAAGGCUUCCUGCCCGUCAAGUACGAGGAGGGGCCGCUUUUCAUCUAUGAAGAGCCUGAGUUCAUUUCGGAUGGGCCGAUGCCGCCCAGGUGGCAAGAUCUGAAUGGUCGUUACCUCAAGCACGUUAGAGAAGCGAACAUAGAUGAACUCGCAGGCGGGUACACGUCUAACAUAAGCUGCAUGCGCGCCCUACAAGAAGCUGUCGUCGGACUUUAUUUCAAGAACACGUGACAGUGGGGGACGAUUCCCUGGGGGCAGAACAUUUGGGGCGACAGCCUUUACUAGUCCCGUGAACCGUUCUGGGCGAAAAAAAAAAUCACCCUAAAUACUUACUAAAAAGGACUGUCAAACCUCUAUAGUAAAUUAUAAGUAAAAAUGUAAAUAAAUUGUAUUAAACUCUGUGAUAAAGACUUAUUUAAGAUAA
Molecule: messenger RNA, 1265 nt
Organism: Cimex lectularius (bed bug)
Lineage: Eukaryota; Metazoa; Arthropoda; Insecta; Hemiptera; Cimicidae
Gene: Mat1
Product: CDK-activating kinase assembly factor MAT1
Exons: 2
Coding region: 149-1072 (307 amino acids)
Biological process (GO): nucleotide-excision repair; regulation of transcription by RNA polymerase II; positive regulation of cyclin-dependent protein serine/threonine kinase activity
Cellular component (GO): transcription factor TFIIH holo complex
Molecular function (GO): cyclin-dependent protein serine/threonine kinase activator activity
Source: RefSeq, a predicted model, not a curated record